Pseudonaja textilis is the source of this 818-nucleotide messenger RNA. It is a transcript of the gene DNAJC24, whose product is annotated as DnaJ heat shock protein family (Hsp40) member C24. Gene Ontology annotation, biological process: positive regulation of ATP-dependent activity. Lineage: Eukaryota; Metazoa; Chordata; Lepidosauria; Squamata; Elapidae. The record is from RefSeq and is a predicted model, not a curated record. Gene Ontology annotation, molecular function: ATPase activator activity; ferrous iron binding.
CCUUGCGAGAGAGCGCUGCCGGAAGUAUCGCCUCGUCCCUUCUGCUUGAUGCUGGUCUUUUUUUUAAAAUUUUGCUGCUGGAACCCCCCAAAAGGGGGACCAUUUCGGGAUUCCCCUCCCCUCCGAUCCAGGCCAUAGAGAGCGGGAGUACCGUGAAAGCCGGACUGGACGUUUGGUCACCCGGAAGAAGAGAAAACUGGAAAUACCUAAUCAUGCAAUGGCUUUUGAAGACAUACCAAAAAAGGACUGGUAUAGCAUCCUGGGUGCAGAACCUUGUGAUAGUUUAAAAGAAUUGAAAAGGAAAUAUCAAAGGCUAAUAUUGUUGUAUCAUCCAGACAAACAGAGCACAGAUGUGCCAGCAGGAGAAGCAGAGGCACGCAUGCAGAGGUUCAUCGAAAUUGAUCGAGCAUGGAAAAUUCUAGGAAAUGAAGAGACAAAAAAAGAGUAUGACCUGCAGCGGCGUGAAUAUGAGUUAGAACAAGGAUGUCCAGUGGAUACUCAGAUUUCACUUGAAGAUAUGACCUGGAAUCACAAUGAUCGCUGUUAUUCUUUCACAUGCCGAUGUGGUGGAAAAUAUACUGUUUCCAAAAAUGAAGUUGAAGAUGUUUCAUUAGUAAGCUGUGAUACAUGUUCACUAGUUAUAGAAAUUAUUUGAUGUGCCUUCCAGGAAAUACAUCAAUGUGGGCUGGUAUUGUAAAUAGCUGGAAUAGUAAAGAAUAGCUCAAUCUCAAAUUGUUUCAUUGUUGCAUUCCAAAUGGUUGGAUGUGUGUGAAAAUUCUCAGAAGAAAAGGUAUGUGAUGAUAGUUUUUAGGCUCUCU